Molecule: messenger RNA, 1581 nt
Organism: Laccaria bicolor S238N-H82
Lineage: Eukaryota; Fungi; Basidiomycota; Agaricomycetes; Agaricales; Hydnangiaceae
Exons: 8
Coding region: 1-1581 (526 amino acids)
Source: RefSeq, a predicted model, not a curated record
AUGUGCAUAAUUAUAGAUCAACAGCAAGGGUUGUUCAAUUAUGACAGAUUUAUUGUCAACUUUAGAUGGAUUUAUUUGCAUCAACCUGCCAUUAGGAGGAAGAAGUGCAUUGUAUCCUAUAAUUCCCACAAGUCAACUGUAACCAACCUCAAAGGGUCCGAUAUUGGUCCGAUAUCAAGGCUGUGCACAGGCGAUCUAUCCAAGACCACAGGCGAUCUAUGCAAGACUCUCAUACUUGCAUUCUUGCUCCAACCCCAACCAGAGCAGGGUGUUCACGGUAGUCAUCCGAUGGUCAAAAGCCUACGUCGAGAUAAGAAUCCGAGUGCCCUUCUCCCACCUCCUCCAGAUGUGUUGGACCCAAGACUUCCUCAAGAGCUCAUCGAGAGGGUGAUUGAAUACUGCGCCUGGAAUGAACGCACCUUGCGCGCAUGUAGCUUAGUGAGCCGAAGCUGGGUUACCCCUAGCCGUCGAUAUCUCUUUGGCAUUAUACGCCUCCACACAUAUGCUUCGGUGGCUGCGUUUUUGGAUCUCAUAGCAUCCUCCCCUCAUAACAUCACAUCUUUUGUCCAGAAACUGGACAUCUUGGAAUUCGACUCUGAAUGUCCCCCGAAAGGAUGGAUACGUCAUCUCUUCCAUCGACUCCCUUAUUUCCCACAUCUAGAAUGCGUUGCACUGCAGAUGUUUCCGAACUCGUAUCAUUGGCAAUGGGGGACUCAUUUAUCUAAAGAUAUUCGCAUGGCUUUCACCGACUUGUUCGUCGGCAUCACGAAGCUUGAGCUGAGCGCCAUGUUCUCGUCGUUUAAUGAACUUUGUGAACUUAUUUGCUCAUUUCCUCAAUUGCGGUCUCUGGUUUUGAACGGUGCAAACUGGCAAACCUAUCCGGAUUCUGACUCGAUUUUGACUAUCCCAACUCUGCGGGAUCUAUCCCUCGGAAGCAUUUCGUCGAAGCAGGUGCUGAUAACCUGGAUUUUGACAGGGAGUACUAAGGAGGCGUUGCUGGGUACUCGGAAUGCUCGAUUCACAUCCAUUCGACAGAACGAGGCUCCUUCUAUUGCAACAUACCUACAUGCCAUCGGCCCUUUCUUGGAGAGUCUCGAACUAGAAUUCUCUGGCCUAGAGGCAUUUUAUUUAGUGGAAGCGGAUAACCCGAAAUUUAAGGUUCCACACCCGGCUUUCAUUACAUUAAUUGAUCUUGCUCACAACUCAAACCUGCGACGUCUUCACCUCAGUAACCUAUUAUUAGGAGAAAGCCGAGAAAUCGGAGUCCUCUUCUACGGUUACCCCCCAGCAAGAUGGGUCGUCGCUAUGCUCUCCCAAGUUUCGUCGCCGUUGGAGGAGCUCCGGUUGACGGUGGUGAUAGAAAAACAUUCAAAAAGGGUCAAGAGCGAGGACAUCACCACUAUUGCCAUUGCUUUGGCCCGGCCGCGGUUUGCUAAACUGACGCUCGUCUGGUGGGAUUUUGUGCAGUCAAGCGUGUAUAGUCAUUGGAAAAUGGACGUUGAGUGGGAGAAGUCUGAGAUUAGAAAGGCAUUCGGAGUGGCGAAGUGGAAGGGUCUUCUCCGGGUUUCGGAGUCCCACUGA